Molecule: messenger RNA, 1467 nt
Organism: Polychytrium aggregatum
Lineage: Eukaryota; Fungi; Chytridiomycota; Chytridiomycetes; Polychytriales
Product: Alpha/Beta hydrolase protein
Exons: 9
Coding region: 216-1370 (384 amino acids)
Source: RefSeq, a predicted model, not a curated record
GCAAGCCCACACAGGCUUCUCUGCGCACGCACAGCAAUCCUCCUCCGGACCCAUCGGCAAGCUCCAGAACCAGCCGGCAGCAGCCAUAUAGAUUGGCCGUGGCCCCCGCCUCGUUUGCAGGCCAGGCUCUGACCUCUGUCUGCCGGCCCAGAUCAUCCCGUCGGCGCUGGCUUCCCCCUGAGACCCCGACCGUCCUCGAUCCUGCAUCGGUAGCCAUGUUUGCGUCCAAGAUCCUUGCCUUUGCAAAGUCGUCGCUGGCCAGAGACGCCAGCAAGUACAAUCCGAUAAAGGGCAAGACCCGGGUCGGCUUUGACCGCGGGCAGCCCGUCGACAUUUACCAUGAGAUUCAUGGCUAUGGCGAGCACAAGGUUCUUUUCAUCACGGGAUGGGCUGGCUCGUGCGAUAAUUGGAAGUUCCAGACCGAGUAUUUUGGACGACACGGCGACUUCCAAGUCUGCAUAUACGAAAACAGGGGGUCGGGAUUCUCGAGUGCCCCGCUCAAGCGCUACAGGAUGGCCGACAUGGCACAUGACGCCAAGGAACUGAUCCAGCACCUUGGAUGGAAAAAUGUCCACGUUGUCGGUGUCUCCAUGGGCGGCAUGAUUGCCCAGGAGCUUGCGUUGAUGAUGCCCGACCGAGUCCGCAGCCUGUGUCUGGCGUCGACCCACGCUGGUCGGGCAUUCCCUCCUGCAAAGUACGCUCCAAUGGUCAUGUCGACGCUCGCCAAGAUUGCCCUCGGCCUCGAGGAGAUGAAACAGAAUGUGCCCAAGAUGCUGUACAGCCAUAACUGGCUCUACAGCCCCGCACCACCCGAGACGGGAUAUGACACCAAUCUAGAGUACAUCCAAAAGUUUCAUGAUGGCCGGAUAGACGAGCGACCGCCGCAGUCGAUUGCUGCGGCCUUUGCUCAGUUCACCGGAAUACUGCGACACUAUGUUAGCGCCGCUCGUCUUCGCGUCCUGGCCGAGCGCUUCGAGAAGUACUCGAUUCCGGCCAUGGUGGUCCACGGAACAGAGGAUUGUCUCGUCCACCUCAAGAACGCCUAUGACCUGGCCUCAAAUCUUCGUGCCAGACUCGUUGUUUUUGAGGGCCGUGGGCACGCCAUGAACCACGAAGACAUCGAUACAUUCAAUUCGCUGCUCCUCCGGCACUUCUACACCGCCAUCCUCGGCAAAGAGUGCGAAGCAGCAAGUCGCGCCGGGUGGCAGGCCGAGUCGAGCACUCACAGCGAAAGCGGAGGCGCCCUUGUGCUCCAUGAUCAGUCGCCUCUCAGCUCGGCUCGGCAGCUGCUCGGAAUGAUUGCCAACGACCCCAAGCUGUACAUUGAGUGGCUUAGUGCCCAUCGAGAAGCCCUCAAAGCCUCACACUAGUCCACUGCUCUCGUACACGGCUGAUGCUGUCUGUCGUGCAUUGGAUGGGACCAUGCGGGCUCUGUCCCUUGCCCGAUGGAGGUCUAGCAAGAGGUUU